AUGCUACUCCGACGAUCAGCCCGGCAGCUGAGCCUCGCAGCUCACCUCACAUUGCCCGCCCGAUCUACUGUAACCAGGCGAUCAUUGGCAUCAACGGCGGCACAGCUUGAUUCGGCGCCGCAGCCAAGUUCGUACCGGCAGGGGAUGUCCAACUACAAGACCUUUGCCCGCCCCUUCGGCAAGGUCUUCCUGGGCGCCGUGCUCACGUACCAGAUCAUCUACUGGACGUGGCUGAAGCUGGAGACGGACGAGUCUAAGCUCGAGAAGAACGAAGAAAUGACUAUCCUCGAGAAGAAGGCGCGGGAGUUGGCGGCCGCGCAAAAAUGA
Messenger RNA from Penicillium canariense, 327 nucleotides. RefSeq lists its product as uncharacterized. Bases 1 to 327 code for a protein of 108 amino acids. The transcript is spliced from 3 exons. The record is from RefSeq and is a predicted model, not a curated record. Lineage: Eukaryota; Fungi; Ascomycota; Eurotiomycetes; Eurotiales; Aspergillaceae.